AGCGGCGGUUGCUGUGACUUCCUCGCUCAUCGGCAGCUACAUUGUGCGGACAGCAGCACGUUGUUGGCUUCUGCACGCUGAACUUUAAUUCUCCUGCUCAAGGAGAAACCAGAUUUCAAAGCUACCAGUUAUUUUCUCAGACGUGUGUAAGUUAUCCCAGCUAGCGAAAACAUGUCGGCCUCGGCGGCAAAAGUGAGUAAAAAGGAGCUGAACUCGAACCAUGACGGAGCGGACGAAACCUCCGAGAAAGAGCAGCAAGAAGCUAUUGAACACAUUGACGAAGUUCAAAACGAAAUUGACAGGUUGAACGAGCAAGCCAGUGAGGAGAUCCUCAAAGUAGAACAGAAAUACAACAAACUCCGUCAGCCAUUCUUUCAGAAGAGGUCCGAACUGAUCGCCAAAAUCCCCAACUUCUGGGUCACCACGUUUGUCAACCAUCCACAAGUAUCUGCCCUACUGGGAGAGGAAGAUGAAGAAGCACUUCAUUACCUGAGCCGAGUGGAAGUGACAGAGUUUGAAGACAUCAAGUCAGGCUACAGAAUAGAUUUUUAUUUUGACGAAAAUCCGUACUUCGAAAACAAAGUACUUUCCAAAGAGUUCCAUUUGAAUGAGAGCGGAGACCCAUCUUCAAAGUCGACAGAAAUUAAAUGGAAAUCAGGAAAGGACCUGACUAAGCGCUCCAGCCAGACACAGAACAAGGCUGGAAGGAAGAGGCAACAUGAAGAGCCAGAGAGCUUCUUCACUUGGUUCACUGAUCACGCUGACGCCGGCGCUGAUGAGCUCGGGGAAGUUAUCAAGGACGACAUCUGGCCAAACCCCCUGCAGUACUACCUGGUUCCUGACAUGGAUGACGAAGAGGGUGAAGGUGAGGAUGAUGAAGAGGACGAGGAAGGUCUGGAGGACAUAGACGAGGAGGGAGAUGAAGAUGGAGAGGAUGAUGAAGAAGAUGAUGGAGAAGAUGGCGAGGAUGAUGAGGGAGAAGACGACUAAGAAAUAACAUCUACCCAGACCCUCAACCUUCUAUUCCCCGUUUGGUUUUUCCACUCACAUUCGGGAGCAAAGUUUUAAUUUGGUUUUUGUUUUUUACUUUUUUAUUUUAUAAAUGUGUGCUUCAUUUUCCACUCUGAAGCCUCUUCACCUUGUUGGUGCCAUGUUAUGUUAUGUUCUCCUUCGACUCAUCAUAAGGCCAAUGGCACUUUGCCCUGAAUUGUGAGUACCAUCCCCAAAGUCAUCUCAAAAAUAAUAAAAGUAUAAAAAAUAGAAUCCGCACGGCAUCCUGAGUAGAAAUUAAAGACAAUACGCACAGAAUUCCUCCUGUUAACGAUUGUGUGGUAAAUUGACUUAAAGCCAUGGUGUAGUGACCCAGCGCUAGUUGACCUCAAUUUUCCCUCCAUUUUUUUCUUCUUUUUUUCAGUGGGGGUGUUGAUCCCUUGAAA
Molecule: messenger RNA, 1436 nt
Organism: Etheostoma cragini (Arkansas darter)
Lineage: Eukaryota; Metazoa; Chordata; Actinopteri; Perciformes; Percidae
Product: protein SET
Exons: 8
Coding region: 172-990 (272 amino acids)
Biological process (GO): nucleosome assembly
Cellular component (GO): chromatin; nucleus
Molecular function (GO): chromatin binding; histone binding
Source: RefSeq, a predicted model, not a curated record